Molecule: messenger RNA, 4877 nt
Organism: Panthera uncia (snow leopard)
Lineage: Eukaryota; Metazoa; Chordata; Mammalia; Carnivora; Felidae
Gene: PPP2R5E
Product: protein phosphatase 2 regulatory subunit B'epsilon
Exons: 13
Coding region: 616-1977 (453 amino acids)
Biological process (GO): protein dephosphorylation; signal transduction
Cellular component (GO): protein phosphatase type 2A complex; cytosol; nucleus
Molecular function (GO): protein phosphatase activator activity
Source: RefSeq, a predicted model, not a curated record
GCGGGCGCUGUUGGCCAGAAGGUUCGGUUGCGCGUGUGCCAUGGACUCAGCCGCCCGGUGAUAUUGACAAUAGGAGAGAGAAAGGGGCAUUGACUGGGACCCACCGCGGGUACCAAAGGGCGGCUCUGGCAGCGGCGGCUCCAGCUCCAGCGGCUCCUCCUCCUUCUCCUUCCUUCUCCUGCUGCCGCUGCGGAUCCAGUCUUCCUCCCUCCCUUCCCCCCCUCCCCACGUCGUCGCCGUCGCCGCCGGGUCCGGGGCAACGAGCAGAGGCGCCGCCCGCCGGGAAUGUGAGCGAGGAGCCACCGGCUGAGCCGCUACGGGGUCGGUGCCGAUUUGAUGGGACGGGCCCGCGGGGGAGGAUCGUGAGGCCGCCGCCGCCGCCGCCGGAGCGCUGAGGUUCAGGUCCGGCCGUGAGGCCUAGAGGCGCCGCCGCCGCGGAACCGGAGGGACGCCGCGCCGGACAGCCGUCGCCCCGGGCUCCCUGCCGCUGUCCGGACCUCCCCCCGCACGUCCCGGUCCCGCCACCCGCCCCCGCUGCGGCCCUCUCGCAGGUCUCCCGCCCCUCGAAACCACAGAUCAUCUUCGGAUUCUUCCCCAGAAGCUUCAAGUAGGGAUAUGUCCUCAGCACCAACUACUCCUCCAUCAGUGGAUAAAGUAGACGGAUUUUCUCGGAAGUCCGUCAGAAAAGCCAGACAGAAGAGGUCGCAAAGUUCCUCACAGUUUAGGUCUCAAGGCAAGCCUAUUGAGUUAACACCUCUGCCGCUGCUAAAAGGUAAGGCUCGUGACCAGGUGAUGGAUUCCUUUCCAGUUGAUCUUUUUGUAUCCAUAUAUAUAAUUUUCUUUUCGUGGUAUUUCAUAUUUGUUAAAGUUAUGUGUUGCACAUUGAAGGGAUGGGAGAUUUCAGACACGUUGAAGUUACAGCCUUUUGUGUCUUGCAAUAUAUUCAGAACUCUCCCUCCUAGUGACAGCAAUGAAUUUGAUCCAGAAGAAGAUGAACCUACCCUUGAGGCAUCAUGGCCACACUUACAGCUUGUAUAUGAAUUUUUCAUACGAUUUUUGGAAAGCCAAGAAUUCCAACCCAGCAUUGCCAAAAAAUACAUAGAUCAGAAAUUUGUAUUACAGCUUUUGGAGCUAUUUGACAGCGAAGACCCUCGGGAACGGGACUACUUAAAAACAGUCUUACACAGAAUUUAUGGCAAAUUUCUUGGUCUUAGAGCAUUUAUCCGAAAACAGAUUAACAAUAUUUUUCUAAGGUUUGUUUAUGAAACAGAACACUUCAAUGGUGUAGCCGAACUGCUGGAAAUAUUAGGAAGUAUUAUCAAUGGCUUUGCUUUACCUCUUAAGGCAGAACACAAACAGUUUCUGGUGAAAGUGUUGAUCCCUUUACACACUGUCAGGAGCCUAUCACUCUUCCAUGCCCAGCUGGCAUAUUGCAUAGUACAGUUUCUGGAGAAAGAUCCUUCACUCACAGAACCAGUUAUUAGGGGGUUAAUGAAAUUUUGGCCUAAAACAUGUAGUCAAAAAGAGGUCAUGUUCCUUGGGGAGCUGGAAGAAAUAUUGGAUGUGAUCGAACCCUCCCAGUUUGUUAAAAUCCAAGAACCUUUGUUUAAACAAAUUGCCAAAUGUGUAUCUAGCCCCCAUUUUCAGGUGGCAGAAAGGGCACUGUAUUAUUGGAAUAAUGAAUACAUCAUGAGUUUGAUAGAAGAAAACUCGAAUGUCAUCCUUCCCAUCAUGUUUUCCAGUCUUUAUAGGAUUUCAAAAGAACAUUGGAAUCCGGCUAUCGUGGCGCUAGUGUAUAAUGUGUUGAAGGCAUUUAUGGAGAUGAACAGCACCAUGUUUGAUGAGCUGACAGCCACAUACAAGUCAGAUCGUCAGCGUGAGAAAAAGAAAGAAAAGGAACGUGAAGAAUUGUGGAAAAAACUGGAGGAUCUGGAAUUAAAGAGAGGUCUUAGACGUGAUGGCAUAAUUCCAACUUAACAGAAAUAACGACAGCAGCAUCACUAACCUGUGGAGUCACACAUUUAUGUAGUAGAAGAUGGGAGGAACAGUUUUCUGUAUUGUGCACCUUUGCAGUAGAUUUCACAUUUGUUUCAUUAUUACAACAGCACUGUAUAUACCUGUCUCUAAGUAAAGGAAAAAAAAAAAAAAGGACUUCAGUCCAAAGUUUGGACAGUAGAUGGACUUCUCAGAACUUUGCAAACAUAAUCAUUGUUCUAACCCUCUUUAAAAAAAAAACACAAAAAAACACAAAAAAACAAAAAACAGUCUUCAGAGAUCUGUUGAUGAAAUUGCUAUGUUAAAAUUCUAUUAUCAGGAGUUCCUUAUUUAUCCUUAGCAGAGAGUAUGAAACAAUUUUCAAAUGUGAACAAUCUUAAAUUUAGCUUGUCUUUCUGCUAAGCUGUUAAAUGUAUUUAUAGUAAUGGAAGAAAAAAAAAACUGUCAUUUCCUUAUCAGUUUGUAUAACAUCCUCCUCUGGAUAACUUGACUGUAAUUUAACAUCUUUUCCUUUUGCACAUCUUCAUGAGUUGAAUGUCCAUGUGGAAGGGGACCAUGAAUUGUGAAGGUCCCUGGUAAAAGUUUUGUUUACUGGAGUGAACAUCUUUCCAGUAACCAGGUAGUCCUGGUACUCCUUUAGUUUUAAAAUUAGGAGUAAGAGAGAAGAGGUGAUAAACAUAGUAGGGAAGGGAAUUUUGGGUUCAUGCAUCCAGUUUAUGGUGGAUCCAAAUCAAUGUCUUGAAUCCUUUGAAAACAGGUACUGGGACAUCAUAGGCUUCAGUACCUGACCAGUAUUAGUUGCAUCCAUCAUUGAACACACAUACCAGAGAUGUUUGAGAAAUGUCAGAAAACAUCCUUGUGGACCAUUUUGUAAUAAGAAAGACAAACACUAAACAGUACAACCAUGAGAUCGAUCACCAGGAUUGUGAAUCUAAUUGGGAAGAGAGUUGAGCAAACAGCUUGGACUGUUUGGAGUUGUUGCCUUACUUUUUAAUAUGUAUUUAUAAAGUAUUCCAGCAAAAGAGGAUGUAGCCUCUGGGAAAAAACAAACAUAUUACAGUGUUUUUUGUAGAUUCUCGUUCUAUAUCUCAUCAUAGCGCCAGCCCUGUUUUUAGCCAGAAAGGAUUCAGGAUAAACAUUAUUAUGCAUUCUGAAUUGGAUGCAUAUUCCUAACUACUGUAUUUGUUACCAAAAGUGGUUCUACAAAUGCUACUGAAAAAAAAAAAUCUGGAAAUCCCUAAUGUCCUGAGUAUUAAUAAUAAAGUUUAAAAAUGCUUUUAUAUCAAAGGUGCAUUGUGACCAAAUUGUUUAAGAAAAAAACAAAAACAAAAUUUAGGGCUGUAUUAUAGAUCUAUACCUUAUUGGCUCUCUGCUUUGUAUUUAAAAGAGGAAUCUUACUACAUCUUGGGGAGAUAAGAUGCUGAUGAAAUUUGUGUCCAGUAUGUACUUAACCCGAUGCGGUUGCAUUAUUAUGUACUGAAAGAUACGUGUUUUGGAAUUUAUUUUCAGGAUGCUUUUGCUUGUUAUGGACGUGGCAGCAGUGAGUUGAUAAUCCUAAACCUUCACCUCCAGCAGUAUUCGUGGCAUAGGGCUGAUUCUGUGUUCAUGUAUUGAAUUGUGAUAGUAGGAAACAUGAACAUAUGAAAUGUUGUUGCUCUUAAUAGAAAUAUAAUAUCAAUAUGGACUUGUAUAUUUUCUUCCUUCCACUUAAAUAUAAAGUAGAAUAUGCAGUUUUAUCGUUUCCAAGAAAAAAAGGAAAAUAAAAGCCGCUGACCUUUCUCCCCUAUUAAGUGUUUCAGGAUUAUCAGGUCACAGUUUGUGCGUAAAAAAGUCUGCUAAUUAUGGAUAUUGUCAUCUCAGUAACUUUGUAAAACAAAAACAAAACUUGGCUAUGUUAAUUCUGAAAAAGAAACAGCAGUAAAAGAGUCAUAUGCAACACCCAACACAACAUGGUUUAAUUGAAUGAAGAUUUUUUUUUUUUUUUUUUUUUUUUAAAGAACAUUAAUGGGGAUUCAAUGUAAAGCUGGCAGAGGCUGCUGAAAUGAAACAACUUACUUUAAAAGUGCUGGAGCAAAGGUGCAAGUUCAAACACUAAAGAUAAAAAAUAAAUUUGUAACAAAUCAUCUCCUUUAGCUCUUUUGAUUUGAGCCCCGUUAGUUUUGAGUCUGCAUUACAUUUGUUUUUGACAGUAUAAACUUGUUUGCCAUUAAUUCAUCUUUUUAGAUAGAGGACAUUUAAAAUCCCUGGUUCAUGAACUCUCUGCCCAUUACAACGAAAUGCAGUCAUUUGCGAUGAGAAAAACGAGGAUCCUGUCGUGCACCUCUCCCUGCCUCCGAGCAAAGGUGAGGACUGCACAGAUACCCUUGAUGUUAAAUCUGGACGUUGACCAUUCCAAACUGAGAAGAACAAAGCCGAAUUUUAGACAUAUGUACAGAAGCAAUUAUAAAUUUAUGUCUAAAAUGUAUAGGGCAACUUCUGAGAAGAAACGCUGUCUUUCCUUUUUUAAACCGAAAGUGACAAUGUGACAUCUGUCAUGUUGUGUCCGGUGGCGCAGAGUAACCGAGGUGACCUGACUGUUGCACUCUGUGACAUAGUUAAGGCCGUACUUGCUGCAUUCACAGCAGCCCCCUCUCUCUGUCCUUUCCCACAUUUCUGCUGUUGUUGCAGCCUGACUUAAUUGUGACAAAUGCAUCUUUGUGUUCUAUUUUGUUGGCUUCAUAAUUUCCAGAACUAUAUAUAAAUAUAUUUUUUAAAUAGCAAAUAUUGUAGUUAGUGAGUGACGAUCACUCCAGCCUCAUCCCUACCAUAUUGGUUUCAGGGAUAGGAUAAAGAGUGUCUUUGGAAGAAAAAAAAAAAAACAAAAAACAAAAAACGAAAUCAAA